AUGAACAGACUUCAAACUGAUCCUAACAUAGAACAGUGUCCGGAUUUCACCUCAGCGGGUCUUCAGGCUAGCCGCGCCCCUCUCUUAAGUCCUGUAAUCGAUGACGCCCAAGCGGUGGUCAUGUUACAAACCAUCUGGGUCGCUACCAAUGCUACCCUGAAAGCUCAAUGGCAACAACAACUCGACGCUGACGUGUUAGAGGCUGAGGAACAACAACGUAUCCUAGUGGAAGAAGAAGCACAGCAACUCGCCAUACAAAAGGCGCAAGAUGUUGUCACUGCCGAAGAAGAUCGGAAGAAGAACAGAGUUCAUCAUAUUCCUAUUCCGAAUCGACCUUGUCCAAAUCGAGCCGCUGAAUCUGUUCUGAUUCCUGAUUUCGCUCUUCGAAAACUUGAUAAGGCACAAUACAUCGAAUUAUACUACUGGACUAACCAUGGUCUCACUGAUGCGAGGCUCAAUUCUCGGACCAUGGAUGACGACAGUAUGGUACCCACCGUCGGUCCUGAGGGUGCCACUACUUGGACUGUUGCCAGCGCGGCUCGUCCUGCUACUGGGGUCAUCCCAGACCACCUCCUGGCUCCCUUAGAUUUCUCUAGGGCCAUCCCUCGUUUCAUUGAUUCCCUU
This is a messenger RNA of Suillus subalutaceus, 624 nucleotides long. RefSeq lists its product as uncharacterized. The annotation marks the transcript as partial. NCBI's taxonomy places the organism in Eukaryota, Fungi, Basidiomycota, Agaricomycetes, Boletales, Suillaceae. The transcript has a single exon. The record is from RefSeq and is a predicted model, not a curated record.